UUCAGGUAUCUAUGAGAACGAAUGUUAACAAUAAAAACACCUAAUUAGGGAUCUAUAGUAUUAAAGUCGCUAAAUCAUCAUGUGUUUUAGGUCAAAUACCGGCAAGUAUUGUUCCCUGCACAUGACAAAUUUCUCAUAAUUGAUUACGGCUUAUUAAUAUUAUGUUUUAUAGUUUUUAAUAACCGCUAGGUUAUUUGUGAACUUAAAUAACAUAUCCUUUUAUUUAAAAUACAAUAAAAUUAAUGCUAGCUGUCUUCAACAUGCGUUAUUUUUUUGCCCAUUUGUUUACAAUUUUACCGUAUCAUAAUGUUCAUUUUGUAUUCUCACUCUAGAAAUGUAGUCUAAAGUUUUUUCCAAUUAAGUAUUUACAUUUUUUAUUUCUCAUUCAAAAUGUUGGGAAGUAAAUCAUUCUACUCUAUCAAUUAACUCCUUGACUUAAAUUACGUUUUUGUAUAAGCUAGUAUGUUAUCUUCAAAUACUAUAAUUUUAAAACUAAGCAAUUAAUUACAUAACUCCUCUAUGUAUUAAAAGCCUAGAUCAAACCACAUAAGACCCCCUUUUAAUCUCUCGAGUCUUGAGUUGACACAUGCAACGAUACUCUCAAGAAGGAAUACUGUAUAUGUACUUGAAAUAAUGGUAGCAAAAAGGAAACUAUCAAAUAGAAGACCCCUUUAUAUAUAAAAAUAAGGGAAGAUUACUCAAAUAACACUAAUCUUUGUUUUUAUUACUAGAUUAACACUUAUUUUUUUUUAUUUACAAAACUGUUUUUUGUACCCAAAUUGCCCUCAUGUCCUUUGUUAACAAAAAACAUAUUUACUAAAAAUGCCAUUACCAUUUUAUGAAAAAAAAAAAAAAAAAACAAAAUUGAUAAAAAGUAUGCCGUUAAAAACCUGCGAUACAUGAUAACAGAUUUAUUAGUUUCUGGCAAAUUUAAUUCCUCCCGCAGGUUUACCUUGGCAUACUUAAUAUUGUUAUAGACUUUUAUAAAAACUCUGCCAUGCAUUACAAUAGACAUAUUUAAGUUAGCAGAUUUGUUUAAGCUGGCAGACUUUUAUAGCAGAUUUUUAGUCCUAUGAUAGCAGGUUCUUAAUAUGUGGAAGACUUUUUUUCGGAUCAAAGAUUUCUGUCAUGGACUUUUUUUAUUUUGGCAGAUUUUUCAAUAUCCGAGAUGGCAAACUUAUAUUAUCUUACUUUAUCUAUGGCAAAGUUUUCGUAUAAUAUUCUUUAUAGCAAACUUAUAAGUUAAUAGCAUACUUCUAUAUACGACAUGGCAGACUUUUAAGAGUUUUAUGUAGUGACAGACUUUUUUAAAAUAAACUAGAUUCCGGUUUAGUAAUUAAACCGAGUAAAAUUAAAAUUUCUGGUUAAGUUAUUACGAAAUUGAGCCAAAAAAUCAAUCAUUAAUUAACUCCUAGGUUUAGCCGUAACAUCUCCUCCAAGACAUGUUUUUUCUCAUUUACUAACAACUGGAUUUCACGUUAAUCCCAAAAAAAAAUUGAUGGAAGGUCUUAAAACAGUUUGUGGUCAGUGGGUAUUCGAGAAGGAAAGGUGGAUGUUUCACGUUGAUAACAAAAGAGGAACCAAAGUAAUUCCAGUGAAUGACAACACAAGCUUCGAAGAUUUGAUAAACAAGGUUCACGAGGAUUACAGAUUAGAUAAGGGACAAGUUAACGUUGAAUUGAGUUACAUGUUCAGCAAGAAGAGUUUGAAGAAUCUUAAUCUUGACACACCCCCAGUAAAAAUUGAGAAUAUCUGUCAGUUGCAAGGUUUCUUCCGUGGCCUAAAGUUUGAACGAGUUCGGCUAUGCGUGGAGGUCACUUAUAAAGGCAGCGAAGAGACGAUGAAACAGAGCACUCACGGAGAACAUGUAGAUCAAUCUGACGAAGACUCAGACACUGACGGAGAACGGUUUGACUAUUGCGAUGAUUCAGAUGGUGCGACUUCAGAUGAUGAGGACUUUAUAGCCUACGGAUUACCACUAGAAGUAGAUACAGAGAUGAAGAAGGAGUAUAAGCCACAGAUUGGGUCAGCGACAAAAUCGAAAAAGGCUGGAGUAGUCAUUCCGCAUGUUAGGCAACAACUGAAUUCUAUAAAUAUAGUUGUUGGCCAAAGUUUUGACUCCAAGUCUGCAUUAAAAACACGACUUAAGAUCUUGACGAUAGUGCAACAAUUCGAUUAUGAUGUUGAGUACUCAACACCAACUCUGUUAAUCGUAAAGUGUUGGAUUAGAGGCUGUAGUUGGAAGUUAAGAGCAUCACCAACAAGUAAUACUCCUCGCUUUACUGUACGCACCUUUGUUUCUGACCAUACUUGUUCAGUUACAGAAAGAUCAGCUCGCUGCAGACAAGCAACACCAGAGAUUCUCGGAUCUUUAUACACUGAUUUCAUUGGUGGAGUGGAGCCAACCAUUUUGCCAAGUCAUGUGAAAAAAUCCCUGAACAUGUGCUUUGGAAUAAAGAUUAAUUACUGGAAAGCUCACCGGACACUGAAAUGUGCAAGAGAAUUGGUUAGGGGAUCCGCAGAGAGUGGCUACCAUGAGUUACCUGUGUAUCUACACAAGAUUAGAGAAGCAAAUCCUGGGACAUUCACUCGCCUUGUAGUAGAUUCUAGUGACAGAUUUAAGUACCUUUUCAUUGCAUUUGGUGCUAGCAUCAAGGGCUUUCCAUUCAUGAGGAAGGUUGUUGUGGUCGAUGGCACAUUCUUGCAAGGAAAGUACAAAGGGACUCUACUGAUUGCAUCAUCACAAGAUGGCAACUUCCAGAUAUUUCCAAUUGCAUUUGCGAUAGUGGAUACUGAAAACGAUGAAUCAUGGAAGUGGUUUUUCAGGCAACUGAGCUGUGUGAUACCAGAUGAUGAAAGACUUGCUAUUAUUUCUGAUAGACACAAAUCAAUUGGCAAUGCAAUUUCCGAGGUCUAUCCAUCUGCCAGCCGCGGAGUUUGCACUUACCACUUGUAUAAAAAUGUCUUGUUAAAGUUUAGAGGUCGCGAGUUGUUUGGUUUGGUUAAAAAGGCAGCUAAUUCAUUCAGGCUUUCAGAUUUUGAGACCACAUUCGAUGAGAUAAAAGCAUUGCACCCAGCUUUGCAUGGCUAUUUGCAGAAAGCAGAUGUACGGAAGUGGGCACGAGCUCAUUUCCCUGGUGAUAGGUACAACUUGACUACAACCAACAUAGCUGAAUCUAUAAACAGAGUGCUUUCAGGUGCAAGGACUUUGCCGAUUGUAAGACUUUUAGAAGCAAUAAGGCAAAUGAUGACGCGCUGGUUUUCGGCAAGGAAGAAUGAUGCAUAUUUGAUGAAAACAACUCUAACUCGUGGAGUUGAGAAGCUUUUAGAGGUACACUUGAGUUUCUAUAACACAUGA
Messenger RNA from Brassica napus (rape), 3358 nucleotides. RefSeq lists its product as uncharacterized. The coding region runs from base 1499 to 3358 and encodes 619 amino acids. The transcript has 2 exons. The record is from RefSeq and is a predicted model, not a curated record. NCBI's taxonomy places the organism in Eukaryota, Viridiplantae, Streptophyta, Magnoliopsida, Brassicales, Brassicaceae.